Messenger RNA from Lagopus muta (rock ptarmigan), 10599 nucleotides. It is a transcript of the gene VCAM1, whose product is annotated as vascular cell adhesion molecule 1. The coding region runs from base 136 to 1761 and encodes 541 amino acids. NCBI's taxonomy places the organism in Eukaryota, Metazoa, Chordata, Aves, Galliformes, Phasianidae. The record is from RefSeq and is a predicted model, not a curated record. The transcript is spliced from 7 exons. Gene Ontology annotation, biological process: cell-cell adhesion. Gene Ontology annotation, cellular component: membrane.
UUCCCACUCCACUGAAAGAAAAGCCUUUAUAAGGAGCACAUGCAGCAACUAACAGUUGCAGAGCAGCAGCCUCUCAGUGUACUUCUUUGCAGGAAAGAAAGCAAAGCUUUUGAAUCCUAAUAACAGCAAUCAUAAAUGUUAAAACAGAUGGGAAGAACAAGCCAAACUGUGGUAAUUAUUUUGUAUGUAUUAAUAACUGUUAAAGCUUUUGAAAUGGAAGUUAUACCAGCUGACAGAGUUGUUGCACAGAUUGGAGAAACACUGAUACUCACAUGCAAUACUACUGGCUGUGCAUUACCAAAGUUUUCAUGGAGAACCCAAAUGGACUACCCCCUUGGAGGAAAAGUAUACAACGACAAGACAUACUCUACCUUAACUAUGAGUCCAGUUAGUGCUGAAAAUAAUAAUGAUUAUUUAUGUACUGUCAUCUGCAAUAAAGAGAAAAAAGAGAAGAGUGUCAAAGUUGAACUUUACUCUUUUCCCAGUGAUCCUGUCAUUAAGACCACUGCAUCUUUAGUUGUUGGAGAAACUGCCACUGUCAUCUGUAAAGUGCAUGAUGUGUUUCCUUCUGAUCACCUGGAAUUACUCCUAAAGAAAGAGGAACAUAUUCUUCAUAGCAAAACUUUUGAAGGAGAUGUCUGCACAAAAGCAGAAACCAAGACUGUGGCAUACUCAUUUAACCUCACGACUGAAGACAAUGGUAAAGAGAUUACUUGUGUGGCCAGAUUACAAAUUGCUGGUAUGGACUUUGAGCCCAAUGAAAGGUCGACUUCUUUGAAACUGAAUGCAAACUUUGGUCCACAAAAUACUUUCAUUAGUGCAUCUCCGGGAAACUUAUCAAUGGAAGGACACUCUCUGAAACUUACUUGUGUGACUGAGAGUAAUCCACCAGCACAAGUAUUUUGGAGAAAACAUCUGGCAAAGGAAACCAUUCAGCAUUUCGUAGAAAACAAUGUUCUUUCUAUUCCUCAUGCCCAUUUCACUGACUCAGGACAGUAUAUCUGUGAAGUAAUUAAUCCUGUAACUAAUAAAACUGAGAAAGCAACUGUGAACAUUGUUAUAGAAGCUCCACCAAAAAAUACAACACUAACGGUUUUCCCAUCGAGUUCAGUGAAAGAAGGAGAAAGUGUUACCAUCUCUUGCACAGCCACAGGUGUCCCAGCUGUUCAGAUUAUCCUAGAAAAGAAAAUAGGUGGUGUGAUCACAACCCUUAAAACAGAAGAUGGCAAAUACACCAUAGAGAAGGCUCAGCUAAAGGAUGCAGGAAAAUAUGAGUGCACAUUCACUAACAAAUUUGGAAAUCGUUCUCUAGAUGUAGAACUUGAUGUCAAAGUUCCUCCUCAGAAUGUUACUGUGUUAGUUUAUCCAUCGGAAAAUGUUAAAGAAGGAGAAAAUAUCACAAUUGUGUGCAGCACAUACAGUAACCCACCAUCACGGAUGAUCCUGAAAAAGGUUAAUCAAGAGAAAGAAAUAAUUCUACCAGUAGCCAAUGGAACCUUUACGCUCUACAAUGUCACCAAAAAUGAUACAGGCAGAUAUUUGCUUGAUGUUUUCAAUGAGGUUGGAAGCAACAUCAAAGUGAUAGAGAUAGCUGUUGUAGGAAAAUUGGAAAAACCAGAUCAAAUUAUGCACCUGAUUAUUGCAUUCUCCUGUGUAACAGCAGUAGCUAUACCUGUGGUUGCAAUUUUGAUCUACGUGUCAAGAAAAGCAAAGAUAAAUGGAUCCUACAGUCUUGUUAAAGCAUUGAGGCUGAAAGUGUGAUUGUGUGAAUAUAUGUCUAAAUAGUUCAUAAUAAGCAAUGUUAUUUAUUGUUGUAACUCUUUCUACGCCUAUUCCAAAACAUGGUAGCAAACAAGUGAUUUGAGAACAGUACUGUGAAAUAGCAAAUGAAAUUUUUGGGGGCUUUAAGAGGUAUUUCAGAAUUUAAAUUAAAGGGAAGGUUAGCAGCCUGUCUUAGGAGUAGGUAUAGCACUUCUGCAUUGAAGCGUGCUAAACCUAGAGUUCCUUGGAGAACUAGGUUUGUACAUAGUGUAUAAAUUGUUACAAAUACAAAUAAACUGAAUUUCAGUUUGUAAAAUUGCAGUCUCUGCAGCUGUACAUAGACAUGUUGUUAAUUCAAUAAUAUAAAUAAGCGUUAUUUGAACUUACUGAUUAAUAAUAUUUUAUUUUGUAUUAUUCUAAAGAUUGAAUGUUUUUAAUAUAGUCUUUUUGCUUGUGGCAAUGUUUGGAAAAUGUUCUCUUCUCACUUAUUUUGCUGUAAACUGUGUACCUUCAAAGAAAUCACACAAUCACUGGGUUAUACACAUCUGAUUAUUUUAAAUUAACUUAAGACCUCAAGACUCAUUUGUGAAGCAUUGUAUUUUAGUUAGUGAAACAUUAUUAUAAAUAUUACAGAGGAAGGGGCUGGAAUUAUAAAAUAGAUAGUUUUAGGACAGCUGAAGCAUUUUUAUAAGAAUUAGUCAUUCAUAAAUCAGUGACAAAAUUCUGCUGCUUCAUACUGAACAAAUUAGACCCUUUAUUUUGAAUGUAAGCUGCCAAUAAGUAUGCUUUAGAGAUUUCCACUACAAAAUACAGUGUGUUUCUUCUAAAUCCCCAUAGUGAUUCUUGCUUAAUAUGUUGUCAGAAUACCUGCUUUCAUACUUUCGUGCUUUCAUAUCCAGAAAUCACCUGCUGUGAUUUUGUUAGUUGAAAAUGUAGUUACUUUUUACCUGUGGACUUCCUCUGAUAUUUGUAAACUUAAAGAGAUCUUGGCGUAGGUUAGUAUUACUAAAGAGAAAGCUUGUGUAGUUCUUAAGCACAUUUCUGUAGAAGGAGUUAUUGAAAGCUUACUAUCCUUAGCAAAAGCAAGUUCUAGAGUCAUGGGAAGUCCUGAGGCAAGCAAAGCAAAGGCACAAGCAAAGCAGGCAACCUAAGCAGAGAGAGAAUCUAUAUGACCUCAGCCAUGGUGGUGGUUGUUUCCUGAAGCAAUGUCCUUCUCAGGCUGCUCACUGUGGAAAACCAAGUCACUUGUCUGACAAUCAGUGCCUGUGUGCAUUACCCUCCUUCGUGCCUCUUUUCAUCACAUUCUCUUUCCAGUGCUGGGAAAAUGCCUAUGAAAAUAGUAGGUCUUCUGUGCAGAGGCAAAGAUGAGAGGGAAUGAGAAGUGGAAUUUAAUGUUAUUCUCUGCUUGCCAGCAGUACUGCUUUGACUCAUGUGGUUAGUGAUGUUCACUGAAGAUAAAACUCUACAAGGUACAAAGCAGUAUUAAGUGAUCAGGCAUUGAGGUGUUGGAGUACUUUUACCCCCAGCUGCCUGGAGCCACUAUGUUAGGGCACAACAAUGGGGUGCUGGCUGCUCCAAACUUGCAUGAAAAUGCAAGAUCAGAAAUACAUAUAUGAAAGGAAUUUCUCUGUGUUAUUUACUAUCUACAAAUGGUAGCACCUGCCCCCAACAGCAAAACAAACAGAUGUCUUUUGAUAGCUAGCUGCAGGAUGAGGUGGGGUACAAAUCUCUGUGUCUUCUUCAUAGCAUCUUCAGAAGUGCUUUGUGAACAGUAAAUCAUUUCAUGCAGGGUCCUGUGCUUCUCUUCAGUUGGAAUGGGAGCUUCGGAAAGUGAGAGUGUAGUAGAAAAAGAGAAGUAUGGACUUGGCUUGAAGGAACAUGAGCUUGAAGUAGGAGGGUGAAGAAAAGAUUGAAGACAGAGAAGGAGGAGAGCUUUGAUGGGCUCAUGACAUAAAUUUCUUGGAGGUAAUCCCAUGCAGGUUUAUUCUAAUGUAAGGCAUAUCUCUCUGCUGACUUGUGAGCAAACCAGAAAGUAUGAUUUUUUUCCCUGUAUGAAACUUCAGUGCAUACACAUUUUGUCUCCUGGAUAUAAUUCUUGUUGCUGGAAGACCUGGAGAAAAAAAAAAAAGAAAAAAAAAGAAAAAAAAAGAAAAAACGGCAUAGGAUGUUUCAGUUUGGAGAGAAUUCUGAAGAAGGAGAGGAUAUGACUGAAGUUUUCUAAAUUGUGAAAGCAGUUAAUAGCAAACAACAAAUGCAAAAUUUGUUUGCUAACUCAUAUGAUGCCAGGACUGCAGGACCUCUGGACAAGUGGGAGGCUGGUUUAACAGAAAUAAUUGAAGGCGCUUCUUAAUGCUAAAUAAUUGGAAGCUGCUAUUGCUGGAGAUUGUGAUGGAAGGCAGUAUCAAUUGGUGUAGAAGGGAAAUGGCGAAAAAAUUGAGAACUAAAGCUCAAACAAAGCUAAAACAAAUACUAAAGGGAAUAGGCAAACAUUCCUCAGGCCGGUUUUUCAUGCUGACCUUAAGCAGUCACUCAUAGUCACUCAGUGCUGGAAACAUACAGCCAUGGUGGAAUGAUUGGUCAGACCCGGAAAAGUAUUUCAGCCUUAUGACUUUCUCUGAGAGGGCUUGAGUGAGGUCUGCUUGGGUGAGGGAUUUAUUAGCUCUUGUGCUGUUUUCCUCUCUUCUGUAGUCUCUGAGAAGGAAUAAAAAGAGAAGAGUGGGAGAGAAAUACGAAUCAUCUUGCAACAGCACUUCUGCACUUCUGUAUUUUUUCCUGGAAAUUCCCCUCAGGUUCCCAGUGUAUUUGUGAUUUAGAUGCACAUCUUUAUGUCUACAUGACUUGUCUGCCCCCUCAGAGUCUCUAUACUUAAUAGCCAAUUAUGUCAAUAGGGGUUGAACUUUGAUUUCAGUAGGCCAGUUUCCAUAAACAUGAAGUGAGUAAGCAGAGCUUGCAGUGCUCAUUUUAGGAGAGGCUUCUCUUGUGUGGGCAGCAAACUUCCUCUCCUUGAAAUUAUUAGGAACCUUACCAGGGAAUCUCCUCCUCUACAGCCUGAUUUUUGGUAUUUCCCAGUGUGUUUCUUCAUUUGGGCAGCAGCUUGUUUUAUGGGGGUUGAAAGUUCAUUGUCAAGUAACUUAACUUUUUGUUGAAAAUCACAGAAGGGUUGUUAUUUCUCCCUGUGCUAUCUCUCAUCAUGUGCAAAGCCUCUGCCCUGGCAAAAAGGCAUAAACAACAGCUCCAGCCUAGCAAGUGCUUUCAGGAAGGGUCUCGGCUGCCUGGAAGUCUAGGUAAGAGCCCCUGCUAUGGGGCUUGCUUUUAUGACUGACAGAAUAAUCUGUAGAGCAGAGGACUGUGAGGUUCACUCAGGUUUUCCCUGUGCAGUUACUUUAUAGCUUGUAGAGUUGCCUUUUACCCUGUUGGCCUGUGCUCAAACACACCAGUUGUCCAUGUGUUUAUCCCAGCAAUACUGUGGGACAGUGCUAAAUGUUACAGGUAAAAUGAGUCUAGAUAUUUAAAAGUGAUUACAAAAUCUGAUUCCCUAUAUCCAGUUUGAGACAUGCUCCUUUUAAAAUGUUCAAAUUGAAAAAGGUAACUUUUUAAAUGCUUUCAAAUGAUUUUGUAGAUACACUGAAGGGAAUGUUUAAUUUCUCCCAUGGCAGAGGUUUUAGUUCAAUUUGUUAUCUCUUUGAUAAACUAAACAAAUUGAGUUGCUAUAAGCCUACCUUUCUUUACAAAGUUACUUCUGUGGUGAAUAAAUAAUCCUCACGGUCUUUUCUAAAUCCGCUCUACUACUUCAACAUACCAAUUAACACAUUAGCAAAACAGCAGUAUAUGAUCUUGAACACUCCUCCAUUUUUUUAGAUUGUAAAUUUUUUUAUUGUUCUUCCAUAUUUGUUAAGGGCUUACAGUGGUGGAGACUUACUUAGUAUAUUAGUUGUAACUUUUUUAGUUUAUUAUUUUAACUGUGUUGUAACCCUGUGACAUGGCUACCAGUUAAGCCACAAAGCUCUUUGCUGUAGCUAGUGAAACUUAGUAAAUUGAACUAGCUUUUUACAUCCUCAUGCCUUCUGGUGCACGUGGGAGAAGAAAAAAAAACCAAACCAUAGCACUGCAUACGUUAGCACUAUUUCUAAUGUGCAGCUGAAAAGAAAACUUCAGGCUUGAGGUAUAAUGGCAUCAUAUCUUGACCUCUAGUGUAUGGGCUUACCCUCCACAAAUAGUAGUUUUCUUGCUUCAAUAUCAGAAAUAAAAAUAACAUGGAAAUAAGGCUGCUUACAUUUUUUAAACUGACAAUACUUAAAGAAAAAAAAAAUGUAAAAUUUAGAAAUGUAUUUUUCCCUCUGUUUAUCCAAGUAUUGUAACACUAAAGUGAGGUAAAAUGGCAUAAUUCUUUCCAGUUGAAUGAUUCAUUUAAGUACUCCUAUCUGAAAAGCAUACAGACAUAAACAUUUUAGGGAGAUAAUUUAUUUUUGUAGUUAAACUCAAUGAAAAGGGAAGAAAAAAUCCUUCUCAUAUACAGCAUGCAAUACUGGCACCACAUUGUUGUUCUGUCUUUUGUUCUAGUUUAUAAUCAAAAUGGCCUUCAUGCUGAUAAAUGAACAGGAAUGGAGCAGAUAGCAAGACUUUGUUUGUGUUGAUUAAAGAACGUUGUUUCUUUUGAGAAAUUGUGACGGUGUUGGCAUAAACCACUCUUUCCAGGUUGUCUAAAUUUAAGUAAGAAGCAAGAACAUGGGAAAACAGUGCUCUUCGUACUUUGUCUACCAGCCAAAAAAGUAGUAUAGCUGUAGAAGAAGCUAAAGAAACGUAUAGGAUAUAAGAGAAUUUAGUUCCAUGUCUAAAGGGUGGUGGUGGUGGUAUUUUGUUUUUUGUUGUUGUUGUUAGCAAAGCCCUCUUGUUCCACAGACAAGUGAAUUGGAUUGUGAUCUAAUGGAUUAUCCAUCUGCUCAGUCUUGGGCAUGAUUGAAUAGUGAAGUGAAAGUAAGUACUAGCUGAGACUGAUGCAGGCUCAUCCCCAAGGUUUCUGCCAUUUUCUAUGAACAUGCACAUUUGGAAUCAGACCCAGGAAAGGAAGUGACAGAGCAAUUCCAGAAAGAGACAGUCAAAGGGAAAAUACAUAAACUACGACAUGGAGUCUAAGAGCAACCACACUAGGUCAAAGCAAGAUAUUUUAACCAGAAGUGGGUGGAAGUGAAUGCCUAAAAUGGCUGUGGAAACAUGAAGUGUAUAGUAACAUCUUCUCCAAAUGCACUCCACACUUCCAGCUCUUUUGAAACUCAGCCUUAUUGAGUUUGCUUCUCUGCAUUCAGUGAUUCGCAGUGGAUUUGUUUUCAGUUUGUUUGUUUUGCCUCUUGAUAUUAUGAAAAUUUGCAGCAUCCAUGGCAUCCUUGCUUGUAAGGCAGUAAAACACCACUUUGCAGGGUUCAAUGUCCUGUACUGAUUAUGUCUGAGAGUUUGGAGUUUCUGUUUUAUAUUUCGGUUUGUCAUCUUUUCAAAAUGGAGGAAAGCUAGAGAAAGUUUGUGCAGUCUUUCAACACUAAACUAUCUAGAUUUCUAGAUAAUGUCAUGGACUUAAGAGAAUGUAACAUGAGGAACUCUGCACAGCAUUGCUGCAAGCUGUCAACAGCGGGAGGGAGGGAUUUGACAGUGAUCCUGCAAAGUAUAAGUGGAGGGCUGAAUGUGCAAUAUCUAUAAAGGAGUAAUUCUCCAUGCAGUCUGCAUUGCCAAUGACUGUAGUUAAUGUAGUACAAAAGAGUAAUCAGAAUUACUUUCACAUUUGAAGAAUUCUCACUUAGAUGUUUAACAUUGAAAUUGUUUUCUUAAAGCAAAUGUAAGCAUAUUGGAUAAUUACUUUCAAAAAUAAGGUAGCAUUUUGUAUGAUUUAUCAAAAUGAGUACAUGAGUACAAUAAACCAACAGCAUGCAGCAAAGAUGAAACGAGCUCCUUUUGUUGGUGCCUGUUAAGAGCGUGUGAUCAGAGCUCAAGUCUGUGACACUUGAAAAGAUAAGGUGUCAAUUCUGAAUCACAAAAUUAACAUCCCUGCCUGUAGUUAAAUGAUGAAUAACUCUUUUUAGUUGUAUCUUUCUUGCAGUUAAACUGUCAAGCACAGAAAUCUGGAAAGUGUGUGAUUUGAGUGUCUAUUAAAAAGAUCCAUCCUUAAGUUCCAAUUUUCUCCUGGAAAGAGACAGAAAUCUGCAGUCUAGAGAAAUUGAAUGUAGUGCUGUGUAUCUUCUAGAUCAUCCUGAGAUAUAUUCCAUACAAGAAUUGUACACUAAAGCAUCUUAAAUUUCAUAUAAUAUAAAUUGUUGAUGCAAUUCUUGAUGAUUUUCUAGAAGAUAUGCUGUAGGAUUUACUAACUUUAAAGGCGUCACAAUUAGAUUGAAUUAAAAUCAUUGAUUUUUUGGAGAAUAUACUGACUAAAGGUUUAAAAGCCAAAGUAGGGGAAACUUUGUGGCUAUAGUAGGCCUACUUUUGCAUGUCAUUUAAUCUAUUUUGCAACUUGGAGUUUGUAAUCUACUAGUAUGUUUAAACACUCUCAUCAGACAGAUAAAAAACACAUCUUGGAAGGGCAAAGUGUGUUUUCUGGUCUUAUCGCAGUCUUUUUAUAUUCUUCCACUUACCAGGGCCUAGAGAGAACAGUGUGUUGUCUGCGGUGUACAAUAAAAAGACAAGGCAUUAUAUUCAAAAGAUACAACAAUGAAAUUUCCAGUUUUAUGUGAGCAACAAAUUGUUCAUGGUAAGGAUGGGUCAGCACCCAGAAUGCGUUACUCAGCAGCAGUAGGACUUCUGUCAUUGAGGAUUUCUGCAGUCAAACUGGAUAAGACCAAGGGUGACUUAACGUAACUUUAAAUUUAGCUUUGCUUUGAGCAGGGCUGUGGACUUGAUGAGGUUCCUGUGGUCACCUCAUCUUAAUUUUUUCUGAAACUCUGUUACAGAGCCUUCAUAAGUUAACUUUGCUUACUUCAUAGUGAACAAUGUAAUUGCCAUGCAGGAUUAAAAAAACCCAUUUGAACAGUUCUUUGUUAAUAAGCAGCAACCAAAGUUUCUUAGAAGGAUGUGAGAAGCACCCCUGCAGGCAGCCACAGGCUUAAAAGCCGUACGCUUUUAAGGUAUUAAGCAUCUUUAUCUCUCCAAUAUAAAUUGCUUAAGUUUAAGUCUGCAGGCAUAAGACUCUCUUCUAAAUCACUAGCAUUGGACAUUUGUCUAAAUGUCCAGUCUCUUUAUGACUCCUGCUAAAGUACUGUCCUCAAUUGCUUCCUGUGCAUAACAGAGUUUAAUUACAUACUUUGUAAGAAGUAUUUCCUUUUGUCUGUUUAAGAUACUUCUGUCCACUUGUUUCUGAGAUGCAAUACAGGGAGACAGUAGUUUGUAAUCUGCCAUUUUUCUACUGUUCAUUAAUGUAUGCAAUUCUGUCAUUUUCUCAAUGAAAAAAAAAACCAACCCACCACUAAAAUAUCUCUUUUGGGCAUUUAUGUUGAGAAAUGCUUUUCAUUUGUCAGUAAUUUCUGUAACCCUCUUGAAAACUGUUAGUGUAACUUCACCUUUCAUAGUUGAUCAUCAAUCUGGUAUUUAGUAUUCUAAGUGAAGCCCCAUCAUUUUUUUACCUUAAUGAAAUAAUAAUUUUGUUUGUAUUAUUCUGCAUCUCAUUCUUUGUAUAACCUCAUGUUAUGGGAUAUGGCUGUCUAACGUCAACGAAGUCCAGCUUAUACCAAAAGAGGAUAUUUCAUACUUCUCAUCCCUGUUCACCUAUGGUAGGUGAAACAGAAAGUUGGCUAUUACUGAGUAUUAAUAUCUCAUGCUCCCAAACCUUUUAUUUUUCUUUUCUGUUGGGCUCACUUUUAACUGGGUAAGAUCCUGCAUCCAACUUGACACGUGGUCUUGUUACUAUCUGGGCAAGUGCAGCCAAGUUAGGGGUAGUGAUGGUCAGCACAGUGGCAGAGACAUCUCUCCCAAACGUGCAGCACUUCACAGUCUCUGAAUUCAGCUACUCUUGGUUUUGUGACCUGUUUUUUUAACCACAGAUGCACACUCAGCAGAGAUCUUUACUGAGCUUAGAACAGUGCUUGUUAAUUGCUUAUUUAGUAAAAUGCAUGCUAAUCUAAUGGCAGAUUUUAUAAACUCAUCUAAACAGUCAGUGUUCAGCAUGUCACCCUGAAAAAUUUUUUGUAGAAAAUCAAAGGCAGUUAGCUUCUUUCUGCAAGUCUUUGAUAUUUAUGAAGCCUGACCUGGAUUUUCCAAGUUGACUGUAAAAUAUUUUCCACUUCCUUGAACAUCUUGAAUGUAUUUGAUAUCCACACUUAGGACUUCCUUUAGAGUAUCCUGGACUGAAAAUUGUGUUCAAAUGAGAAGCAUUGAAGGUUGUCUUAACAUUCUCUUAAAUGUAAAGACCUGCACUGUAUAUAUAAAUUAAAUUAAGAUGUGAUGAUGGCUGUCUCUCUCCUACCAUUUUUCUGUAGUUCUUGGCAUCCGCAUCCCUUUUAGGAUGCUGUAAAUGGCAUUUAGGAUUAGCUAUCCAUAAAUCACCUGUGUUAUCAGAAGCCAGUUAAAAUAUUUAUUUAUCACCAUGGACUUUUGUAUCAACUUUUAUUGUGCGAGAAGGUCAGAAUGCUUUGUUUUUAUAAGAAUUGAGCAAAAGGGAAAAGCUUUCUGAUACUGAUGCAUUAGCGCUUUUACACUAGCACUAGCAUUCCAUAUAGAAAACACCUUUUCUACUCCUCUCCUGUUUGAAAGUUCUCACUGUUCUGGAUUACCUGUUUUGUAAUCACAGCAGUAGCAUUCCAGGUGCAGCCCUAAACUCCAGUGUGUACUUCUUUGUGUUACUGAUAUACCACUUCUUGAAUGUGU